This is a messenger RNA of Neopsephotus bourkii (Bourke's parrot), 2784 nucleotides long. Its product is annotated as transmembrane 4 L6 family member 1-like. The record is from RefSeq and is a predicted model, not a curated record. The coding region runs from base 169 to 759 and encodes 196 amino acids. Gene Ontology annotation, cellular component: membrane. The transcript has 6 exons. Lineage: Eukaryota; Metazoa; Chordata; Aves; Psittaciformes; Psittacidae.
CUGAAGAGCAACAGCUAUUUGUUUAAAAGAGGCCAUCGCUCGAAAACAUCUCUGUGCCUCCCUCAGACUGCUGUGCUUCAGGAGAGAAGAGCUGGAAAGCCUGAAGCCAGCUGCUGGGAACUGGAGCUUCGAGGCCAACUUAGACCCGUGUAGAAGCAGAGAGCUACCAUGUGCACAGGGAAGUGUUCGAAGUGCAUUGGGAUCACCCUGUUCCCACUGGCAGCCUGUGCCAUAGUCUGCAACAUCCUCCUGUAUUUCCCCAAUGGACAAGUUCUGCAGCUCAGUGAGAUAACUGAUCUGGUCUGGUUUUUCCAUGGCAUUCUGGGAGCUGGGAUACUGGUUAUUUUACCAGCAUUCAUGAUGCUAGGAGCAGGCGGAGCAGGAUGUUGCGCUAACAGAUGUGGGAUGCUGCUGUCAGUGGUCCUGGCUGUGCUGGGAUUUGCCGGAGGAGCAUACUGUGUGGUCAUCUCCUCACUGGGGCUGAUUGGGGGCCCUCUGUGUGACACAGGUGAUGGAGAAUACCUCUAUCCUUUCAGGAAUGACACUCUGGAAGGCAAUUAUUUGUUCAAUCAGACAACGUGGAGCAUUUGCAAAGAACCUGAAAACAUCAUCCUUUGGAAUAUCAUCCUUUUCUCUAUUCUCCUGGCCAUUGGUGUGAUUGAGGCUAUUCUUUGUUUUAUUCAAGUCAUCAAUGGACUCACUGGCUUCAUAUGUGGCACAUGCAUGAGGAAAAGAAAGACAACUAUUUCUGGAAUGUGAGUGACCUACAGGACAAGCAUUGAGCUGCCAACUCACACACAAUAAGGAUAGUGCACUGUGAUGUAUUUAUGAGGGGGACAACAAAGAAAACCUAAAAUGUCAGGAGUUUCAUGGAGGGAAAUGAAUUUUUGAUAAAGGAGUCAGGGUGGAAAAGGUCUGGAUCACUUAGACCUGAGACUGCAGCUUUUCAUCUCUCUAAAUAUAUCUACUAGAUCUCAGUAGGUAUUGGCAAAACCACCAAUCUGUCUGGUCCUGACUGCUAUACUUGCACAUAAAACACAACAGUACCCAUAUAAAUCUCACCACUUGCCCCCUGUGUAUAUGGGAAUCUGAACCAUUGUUAAUGUACACAUUUAUCAGCUUCACCAAGCAGAAGCUCUCUGGCUGGAUUUAAAUAACCUCCUGUCCUCCCAAAAUCCCAUGAGCUCACCCAUCUGUUGCUAUUAACUUGCUAACUGGGCACUUCCAGAUUUAAAUUAGGGUGUGCAUGGAAUAUAUUGAAGGCAUAUGUAACACCACAGAGGCAGGCAACCGAAGCAUAGUUUUCAGCCACUCUGGAGGCAAAUCCUCUUGUGCCCAUUCAGUGGCUUGCUGUAGUAUUUGACGAAGUCCAGUGCACUUCUAAAUCAGUUCUUCAGAAUCAUCUAAGAGAUGUGGCAUUUGAAUCUGUAUAGACAAUAGGGGUUGCAGCAAAAGUUUAGAAAUGUCUGGUUUCAUGAAACAGUCGAGAACCUCACCACCAAUUUUGCUCACUGGAGACUGCAUAGGAAUUUCACUGAUUUCCACAAAGGUCUGUAGGGCUGUUCUAGAAUAGAUUACAUGGACAAGCAAUUAACUAGUCAAGAUAAACAUCAAAUCAAUAAAGGUAGUCAUUAUGUGCAGCUUAGUAGCAAAUAAGAGAUACAAUCGGAAAGGCAACAGAUUGCAUCAGUCUUGGUGUUACAGCUACAGUAAUCCCAAGUGGGAACUGUGUAAUUCCUCAUCACUACUCAAGAUCAAGGCAUUGACACUAAAGUCCAUGACCGGCAAAUUUCAGAAGCCCCAUCAUUUCAGCGACUUCCUCAGAGGUUGAUUCCUGGACAUGCCACUGAGUCAGCCAAACUGUAAGAUAACCUUCAUCCAUCCUGAAUGCACGUACACAGUUAUGAAAAUCUGAAUAUACUUUAAGCACUUGGAGUCCAUUUUUCACAGAGAAACACUGAUUUUUUCUCAGUCAAAAGUUGUUCACAUUUCUGCAUUGUAGCAUAGAAGCAAAUUAUUUGAGCACAGCUAAUGUGGACACACGUGGCUGUGCUGUCCUCUAAUGCAGCACAGAAAAUGCUUUGUAUUAGUGUCCCGUUUGCACAAAAUGGGGAAGAAAACGCCAGCUGCGCUAGAUGAGGAGCACAAGUAUUCUGCCUUGGAGUAUCGCUUCACCCCUAAAGCAGGAAAUUUGACGUAUAAAACUUAAAAGUACCUUUUGUAAAAGAAAAAGAUGCAUAAGACUUGUCAAAGUUUGCAGUCGUAGCCAGGAGCACCCAAACCUGCCAAGUGGCUUAAAUGGCUCAUGCCCAUUGUCAGCAGUGAAGCCUGGGCAGUGCUACGAUAUAAAGCAGACAUCAAAAUAAAGCCAACUGAUUCAACCAGGAAAAGACUCAAGGAGGCAGCUAGAAGCAAGGAUAUUCAUCAUGCACUCAGGCACAGACAGACUCCUUCAUCAGCAGAGGUGCUCUAUGAGCUCUUCAUGGUCCCUAAACACCAGCCCUGCCCUCAUCCUUUAGUCUUGCCUCCCUGACCCUCAUCUCAAUGAUAGAGCCAGUUUAGGCUGUGCUAACACGGGGAGAGGGAGUUGUACCCAGUGGCACACACCAGUUCCAGCAUGGAAAAGUACAUGCACUGUACUGCUGCCAUCUGCUUGCUCCAAGCCUUCUGCCCUGGGGAUGUUCAGUGUCAUGUCUGCAUGCUUACAGGGACACCUCUGUCCUGCCGACUGUGUGAUCACUGGCCUCUCUGUUAUAUGUAAAUAUUAAAUACUGUCAUUCUGAA